Rhineura floridana is the source of this 3485-nucleotide messenger RNA. RefSeq names its product glucokinase (gene GCK). Gene Ontology annotation, biological process: glycolytic process; regulation of insulin secretion; intracellular glucose homeostasis. Lineage: Eukaryota; Metazoa; Chordata; Lepidosauria; Squamata; Rhineuridae. Gene Ontology annotation, cellular component: cytosol; mitochondrion. Gene Ontology annotation, molecular function: D-glucose binding; mannokinase activity; glucokinase activity. The coding region runs from base 259 to 1674 and encodes 471 amino acids. The record is from RefSeq and is a predicted model, not a curated record. The transcript is spliced from 10 exons.
UCGUUAGCGUUGCUGAGCACUGGCCUUCAUUUUUCUCUGCUGGGCAGAGUUGCUGGAUCUACUUCCUCUACUGGUGAACCUUUAAUCUUUUUGGAUUGGAAACGUUGCCCUCAAUAUCAACAACGCUCAGCCUUGAGCUUAAGCAAACACACAACAAAAAAGAGACAGGAGACUCAGUCUGUCUUGUCAGCUUCAGACCAGGUGGCCGACUGCAGACAGGCAGCGAGCAGGUUUCCUCAGGGAGGAAACCCAGAAUCAAUGGACAAUUUGGAGGGUUCACAGUUGUCAGUGAUGAAGAAAGUAUUUGACAGCUUGCAACUGGUGGAGCAGAUCCUCUCAGAAUUCCAGCUACAGGAACAGGAUCUGAAGAAGGUGAUGCAUCGGAUGGAGAAGGAAAUGGACCGGGGGUUGAAGCUGGAGACACAUGAGGAAGCCUCUGUAAAGAUGCUCCCCACUUACGUACGCUCUACACCUGAGGGAUCAGAGGUUGGCGAUUUCCUGUCUUUGGAUCUGGGGGGCACCAAUUUGCGAGUCAUGCUGGUAAAAGUGGGGGAAGGUGAAGAAAGACAAUGGAAUGUGAAGACAAACCACCAAAUGUAUUCUAUACCAGAGGAUGCCAUGACAGGGACAGCUGAAAUGCUCUUUGAUUACAUCUCAGAAUGCAUCUCUGAUUUCCUAGACAAACACCAGAUGAAGCACAGAAAGUUACCUCUGGGCUUCACGUUUUCCUUCCCUGUUCGACACGAAGACCUUGACAAGGGGAUCCUGUUGAACUGGACUAAAGGCUUCAAAGCAUCAGGAGCUGAAGGAAACAACGUAGUUGGGCUUUUGAGAGAUGCUAUCAAACGGCGAGGGGACUUUGAAAUUGAUGUGGUUGCAAUGGUCAAUGACACAGUGGCAACAAUGAUAUCCUGCUACUAUGAGGAUCAUCGAUGUGAAGUUGGCAUGAUAGUAGGCACAGGCUGUAACGCUUGCUACAUGGAAGAGAUGGAGAAUGUAGAGCUAGUAGAAGGGGAUGAAGGUCGGAUGUGUGUGAACACCGAAUGGGGAGCCUUUGGGGAAUCAGGAGAGCUGGAUGAAUUCCUCCUGGAGUAUGAUCGUGUGGUGGAUGAGACCUCGCUUAACCCCGGUCAGCAGCUGUAUGAGAAGAUCAUAGGAGGGAAAUACAUGGGAGAGAUUGUACGGUUGGUGCUGCUGAAACUAGUUAAUGAAAACUUGCUGUUCAAUGGAGAAGCGACAGAGAAGCUGAAAACCAGAGGCUCUUUUGAAACUCGUUUUAUCUCACAAAUUGAAAGUGACCCUGGUGACCGUAAACAGAUUUACAACAUCCUGACAUCCUUUGGGCUAUUGCCCUCUGUAACAGACUGUGACAUUGCCCGUAUGGUAUGUGAGAGAGUUUCCACGCGGGCUGCAGAGAUGUGCUCAGCCGGGCUGGCUGGCGUCAUUAAUCGCAUGAGACACAGCCGGAGUGAGGACACGUUGAAGAUCACAGUGGGCAUCGACGGUUCUGUCUACAAGUUCCACCCCAGCUUCAAAGAUCGGUUCCAUGCAACAGUCAGGCAACUUACACCAGGCUGCGACAUCACCUUCUUGCAGUCAGAGGAAGGCAGUGGCAGGGGAGCAGCUCUCGUCUCGGCGGUAGCCUGCAAGAUGGCCUGCAUGAUCAGCCACUGAAAUGGCACUGGCAAAGGACCACAAAAGAGAAGCCCCCUACCUGGGAAGUGCCCCCUACCUGGGAAGUGCCCCCUCCAUCUAGUGCCAGGCUGAGUUGUUUUAGGGUGUGCCAAAGAGCAGGACCAGCAGAAGGAAGGUUUUCGUGGGAGGCGGGGGAGGGAACGGAGCAAUGUUGGGUUCUUCCGAACCUCUGCCUGUACACACAACAUCAUAACCAUGGAAAACCACUCUCUCUCCUUUCUGUCCUUAAAACCUUCUCCUCUACCGCAAGCUCUGGGGAGGGAUUCAAUGUAUGCCAUCAGCAGCUUCAUAUAGUUCAGUGGGGGGUUGGUGGUGGUGGUGGCAGCAGGCUGAGACAAGAAGUCAGGAGGAGAAUAAGUUUUGCUCUCUUUUUUUUUCUUUGCUCAAGAAGCAGGGAUCUGGGCAAAAUGAGCAUCUCCAAAUGGCAUGUUUGGCACAAAAUCUUGUAAAGUACUGUUUCUUCCUCAAUAAAUCAGGUUCAGAGGGGACUCAAAAGUGAUAAAAGUUGCCCUUGUCAGCCGCUCGUGGCAGAAUAUGAUCACCAUUGGCAGGGAAGGAAAUUGAGUAGACAUGUUCUCCAUCACUGCCCUCUGGUUUCGAAGAUACACAGACAGUUUCACUGGCUGUUCCUCCAUGUGAAUGUACACAUCAGCUUGAGCCCAAACUGGUAUCCUCGCAAGCAGAAAAGCCCAUGUGAAAAAUAAGGUUUUCAUUUUAUUUCUGAUCCUUUCCAGCUUCUCCAGAUUUAGGAUAUCAGGCAUGAAUCAGAGCUUGCAAUCUGGUCUAAAUACCCACUGCCAGUUCAGUACAACACAGAUAUAUAUCUGAGACAAUCACGUCUUUUAAGAAUUAGUCAUCAUUAAUACAGAGGGCGCUUGCAACUGAGCAGGGCCUAAGAGAGCAAGAGAAGACCACAAACCAUUUUAUGACAAGAGAGUGACCUGUUUUGGUGACACCUCACCUUGCCUCGAUUCCACUCCUUUCAGUUCCCUAAUUCUAGAAACCAAGAAAUAUGCAUACCACAAUGCUCCCUUCACAAAUCCAGGAUUCUCAGACAAUAGAUCUAAAAGGGAGAAUGGAUGCACACAAGUGUAAUUUCCUUCUUCAUAUGCCCAGAUAGGUUAGUAUUUGGGUCAGGAGAAAGUGAGAGUGACAAUAUUUGCUGGAACACUCCCCACCUAUCUGUGAUCAGCCCACUUGUGUGCAUGGGACCCCCCCCCAAAAAAAGUGUUAAAUCUGUCACAGUGUGGAAGGUAAGUUGCAAAUCCAUGUGUGUCUUGAAGGAGAAAAGUAACAAUUGGGCGGUGCCAAACAGAUUUAAUCUGGAAGCUCCUGAGAUUCACCGAAGGCUGGUUCACAUGUUACCAUGGAGUAAAGCAAAUGAAAAACUACAAUUGCUCCAUACAAUGCUACAGUAUAAAGAUAAAAGAUUUUAAAAUCUCUGCUAUAGGAGUACACACUUGUGUGUUGAGAUCUGUACAAUGCACCUCUGUUUCCCUAGCAUGCUCAAAAUGCGGGAAGUUGAGCUGGCACCCACAGAUGUGUGAUAUCCUUUGCACAUGACAUCCGUACAGAGGCCCACACAUUCUGUUUUUAAAAUGUAACAUCUGGGACAUCCCUUAGCUGCGGAAAGGUUCAUCCCCCUGAUCCUGAUUUCAGCUCAUACAGUUGUUUAACCCAGAUUCUCUUCCCACUAUCAUAAUAUUGUCUAUUUCAUACUUUUUUUGGUCUUUUUCUCUCUCUCCUGCUAUCCUGCUUAUGGAUCCAGGGGCCCUUUUAUAUUAAAAAUA